AUGUCGUUCGACACCAUCCUCGCUGAGGUGGGCUCUUUCGGGCCCUUCCAGGGGGUGCUGGUGGCUCUCGCGGUGAUCCCACGAAUCGUUCUCCCCUGCAAUUUCCUGCUCAACAAUUUCAUCGCCGCCGUGCCAUCUCACCGGUGCCGCAUCGGUCCAUGGGACUCGUCGGCGGACCUGGGUGACGAAACAUCAUGCCAAAUUUUAGCGGCAAAUGACUCCGGGGAGACGCCCACCACCGGGUGUCGUUACGGGUGGAUUUACGACAAUUCCACUUUUUCUUCCACCAUCGCAACUGAGUGGGAUCUAGUUUGUGACUGGAAGCAUCUCCCCCAAACCACCAACACCAUUUUCUUCCUUGGUUUGACGCUCGGUUCUGUGGUGUUUGGCGUGUUGUCAGAUAAUUACGGGCGCAAAUGGAGCCUGUUGAUCUCGUACGUGUUGUCCUUAACGUUCGGCUUGGCCAGUGCGUCGGCCAAAUCCUACGUAGUCUUCGCCGUGCUCAGGUUCCUCAGCGGUGCUGCACUGGCGGGUCUCAGCCUCAUCUCCAUCACCCUCUGCGUCGAGUGGGUGGACUCAUCUCACCGUGCGUCCAUGUGCAUCAUCGGCAGCCUGACGUGGUCGCUAGGCAACAUGCUGCUGGGCGCUUUUGCGUUCUUCAUCAAUGAUUGGCGACCGCUGGUUGUGGCCGUCACCACCCCGCUGGCCUUUGGCAUCCUCACCUGGUGGUGGGUGCCUGAGUCGGCCCGAUGGCUUCUGACCAAUGGCGACGCGGAAAAAGCGAAAUUUUACCUGGACAGAUGCGCCAGACUUAACAACAGACCUAAACUGUCCAAAGUCCAAAUGGAGGCUUUGUCCGACAUGGAAACUUCGGAUAAGGACCAAAAGUACACGUUCCUUCACCUGUUCCAGACGCCAAAGCUAAGAAAAAUCUCGCUGAUCACCGGAAUCGCAUGGUACGGCACGGCAGUGACGUACUACGGCAUCAGCUUAAACUUGGGCGGCUUCGGCCUCAACUUGUACCUGACGCACUUCGUUUACGCCGCCGUGGAGGUUCCUGCCAAGCUGCUGCUUUCCGUGCUGAUAAACAGGAUCGGUCGCCGGCCGUGUUUGGUCAGCACCUUGGUGCUGACAGGAACCUGCAUCGGGCUCAACAUUUUGGUCCCAAGGGAUUUGUGGCACGUGCGAUCAGCGGUGGCGGUUUUGGGAAAAGGCCUUUCCGAAGCAUCCUUCACGACCAUCUACCUGUACACCACAGAGCUUUACCCUACUGUGCUCAGACAGAACGGCAUGGGUUUUACGAGCGUGAUGAGUCGUGUGGGAGUAUCUAUGGCGCCACUGGUUCUCCUCCUGGACAACGUGUGGACGCUCCUCCCUCAAAUUCUGCUGUGCGCCGGCGCAGUCUUCUGCGGCCUGGUGGCGCUCUGGCUGCCCGAGACCCUCCACGUCCGGCUGCCAGAGACCGUUGGGGACGUGGAGCGGGCCAGAUGUGGAAAAGGAGAAGAAGAUGUUCCUCUGAAGACAAGUGUUACAACAUGA
Molecule: messenger RNA, 1539 nt
Organism: Nerophis lumbriciformis (worm pipefish)
Lineage: Eukaryota; Metazoa; Chordata; Actinopteri; Syngnathiformes; Syngnathidae
Source: RefSeq, a predicted model, not a curated record